AUGACAACCCUACACAAAUUACUCUCGCUUCUCCUAAUUUCGGCAGUUUUCGCCCAUCCCAAGCCCAAACCCGACCCCCGGGAGCACGGAGAUUCCGCCGAUCCAACCAACAUUCAAGUGCACACCGCGAAUGGGCCAGUCAUUGGAUUCGUGGAGAAAUUGGACGCUAUCAACAGACGACGAGGCCCCAUUGAGGAGGCCAACAUUUUCUUGGGAAUUCCGUUCGCCAAACCGCCUGUGGGCACGCUGAGAUUUGAGGUAGGGAAAUUGGAAAAUAAAAUUAGAGAAAAAAUAAAAAAAAAUAAAUAAAAAAAAAAUAAAAAAUACUUUUUUGCACAGUGUAAUUUCCGGGAAAAUUCUAAAAAAAAUAUAAAAUAAAAACAAAAAUUAUUUUAUUUUUUUUUUUAUUUUUUACACACAUUAAUUUCCGAUAAAAAAUCAAAAAAAGUAAUAAAAAAUAAGAUGAAAAAAUAACUUUUUUUGCAGUGUAAUUUCCGAGAAAAUUCAAAAAAUAUAAAAAAAAAUAAAAAAUAAAAAAAAUUUAAAAAAAAUUUGUUUUUAUUUGUUUACACAGUUUUCUUUCCGAUAAAAAUUCAAAAAAAUAAUUAAAAAAUUCUCCGAUUUUUUUACUGUAAUUAUAAUAAAAAAUACUUUAAAAAUACUUUAAAUUUUUUUUCACAAAUUUCCUACUUUCUUACAACCGCAAGACGAUGAUUCAAAACCAAGAAUCAGGUUCGGGGAAUCGCAUCUUAGUUUAACUGUCCAGGAAGUUAUUUACUAACCUUCAAGACAGAGUUUAAUUUUUCUCGAAGCUUCUUGGCGGAAAAAAAAGUUUAAGUGUAAUUACCUUCUGAUUUGUUGGGUUAAAUCACAAAAUACCUGAUAAAUAUCGUUUUGUGAUUUGAAACGGUUCUUUGGGAAAACUUUUUUUUACACUAAAAAAUGAAGUUUGAAAGCACAAGAUGUGAUAUUUUUUGCGAAAAAAGUUGGGGAAAAAAGUGUAAAAGAGAAAAAUUGAAUGUGAAAAAAUUAAUUUUUAAAGGUAAAAUACGAAUAUUAUUAUUUUUUGGACAAUUAAAAAAUAAAAGAAAAAUAAAAACAAAAAAUAAAAAAAAAUAUAAGUUUUUUUGUAUUUUUACAUAUUUUACUAUAUAAAAAUUAAAAAUUGAGUUUUAAGGGUGAAAUACUAACAUCCAUUUUUUUAAAUAAAAAGAAGAUAAAAAAAAAUAAAAAAUAUUAAAAGCAUUUUUUAAUAUAUUUUUAAAAUUUACAGUAAUUUUUCUGACCCGUGUGAUAAUCAAAAAACUUUUUUUUAAGAAAAAUUAGAUGAGAAAAAUUAAUUUUUAAAGGUAUAGAUACGAAUAUUAAUAUUUUUUGGACAAUUAAAAAAAAAAAUUAAAUAAAAAAUAAAAAAAAUCUAAUUUUUUUGUAUUUUUACAUAUUUUACCCUCAAAACAUUAAGUUUUAAGGGUGACAUAUUAACAUCCAUUUUUUUAAAUAAAAAAAAAUAUUAUUGUUUUUUUAAAUUUUUUAAAAUUUGCAGUAAUUUUUCCAACCCGAUUGAUAAUCAAACUUCACCAAUUUAAUCUUUUGUUUGUGUAAUGUCCUUAUUCCUUAUUCAUAGAUCGCAUUUUGAACAAUGAAAAUUGAUCAAAAGUCCAAAGUUGUUUUGAGCGACCAAAAAAAUUUAAUUUGGUGUCAUAACAAAAUGAAAAAUGAGUGCGUCAAAUUUGCUUUUCGUUUCGCUUUACAACUUGUUUGUUAUGACGCUCAGUUUUUUGAAGCUUCAGAAUUUUCUGGAAGGUAUCUCCGGAAAAGAGAGACAAAAAUCAGGUUUUAAAAAGUUUCUGGAGCAAAAGCACAUUAUAACUGGUCUAAAAAUGGUCAUAAAAUUGUGGUUUAGAGGGGGAUUUUUUUGGUUGUUUUUGGGAUUUUUUUAAUUUUUUAUUUAAAAAAAUUUUAAAAAAAUAAUUCAAAUUUUUUAAUAAAACAAUACUUUUUUGGUAUUUUUAAUAAAUUUUGAAAUUUUUUAUUAAAAAAAUAAAAAGAAACUUGAAAUUUUUUAUUUUUAUUUAAAAAAAUAAAAAUAAAAAAAAAUAAUUCAAAUUUUUUAAUUAAAAAAAUAAUGUUUUGGGCGUUAUUAAAUUUAACAAAACAUUAUUUUGAAGCAAAAAAAUAUAUAAAAAUCAAAAAAAGCAGAAAAAAAAUUAAUAAAAAAAUUAUUUUUUUUUGGAUUUAUUAAUUUUUUGGACUUUUUUAAAAAAAUAAAAACAAUUUUAAAUCCAAAAAAUACAUAAAAAAUCAAAAAAAAGCCAAAAAAAAUUUUAAUUUUAUUUUUUGAAUUUUUCAUAUUUUUUACCAAUUUUCAUUUUCCAGCGUCCCCAAGACCCCGACAACUGGACCGAGCCCCUAGAGGCUCUCAACUUCUCUCCCGGCUGCGUCCCCCAUCAUCCAAUCGCCAGCUUCGACUAUGAAGAGGACUGUCUCUAUCUCAACGUCAUGGCGCCCCACAAGCCCGCUCCACCCUCCGGCUAUCCCGUCCUGGUCUUCAUCCACGGCGGCGGCUUCUGUUCCGGCGCCGCCUCGCAAUUCGGCUUCACAAACGUGAGCGACAACUUUGUGUCGCAAGGAAUUGUCGUUGUGACGCUGCAAUAUCGUCUGGGAAUGCUUGGAUUCUUGUCGAAUGGCGAUGAGGAAUUGCCCGGAAAUAUCGGGCUUUGGGAUCAGUUGAAGGCGCUGAAAUGGGUGAAUAAGAAUAUUGAGAAGUUCGGAGGGAAUAAGAACCAAAUUACUUUGUGGGGACAAAGUGCUGGAAGUGUGUCGGCUUCGAUGCUGUCGCUGAGCAAACAUGGAAAAGGUGAGAAAAUUUGAAGAGAAACUAAAAAAAAAUAAAAAAAAAAUAGAAUAAAAAUAGAAUAAAAAUAAAAAAAUUUUGAAAAAAUAAAUUUUUUUUUUAAUUUCAAAAUUUUUUUUAUUUUCAACGUCAUUUUUAGAUCGCAUAUUCGACAAUUUUAUCAUCAAAUUUUAAUAAUUUUCAAAAUUAAAAAAAAAAUUUUUUUGGUCCUGGCACGAUUUUUUCCCGUCAAAAAAACUUUUUUUUUACCCCCCAUAUAUCCAAAUUUCCCAAAUUUUUCCUAACUCCCUCAUUUCAGGUCUUUUCCACCAACUAAUCCUCCAUUCCGGCUCCCCUUACGCUCAUUGGGCCUCAAACGAGCAUGUGGUGGAGAUGUCCCGCGACUUGGCCAAACAAGCCAACUGUCCCAUCGAUGACACCGUGAAGAUGAAGGAGUGUCUGCAAGACAUGGAUCUGUUCGACAUUAUGGACGCGGCCUCCGAAUUCCCGCUGAUUCGGGACCAACUCGCCUUCUUGAACUACAACCCGCGCAUGGACGGCGACUUCUUCGACAAGGACUACCCGGAGCUCCUCAAAGAAGCCGCCGAAAUGCCCACGCUCAUGGGCUUCAACACACACGAGGCUGUCUUCUUGACCAUCGAGUUCCCCAACUCGGUGAUGGCGUUCCGUGGAGGGCUCACCGUUCAGCCGGACCAACAGGGCAACUACACAAGAGAUGUGUUCAUCAAUUUUGUGCGAAAUAACGCCGCCAAAGGAGUGGAUGAGCUGAAUCCAGCGGAUCAGCAGCUGUUGGCUGAAGAGCUGAUCAAGUUCUACGCGGACAACUGGAAAAAUGAAAGUGAUUCCGCCCAUUAUUUGGAACAAUACUCAUUGGUAAGCAAGGGGAAGAUAAAAAUAAAAAAAAAUUGAUUUUUUUUUAUUUGAAAAAAUUUCUAGGCAAUUGUAAAGGCUUUAAAAUAAAAUUUAACAACCCGGAAAACGAUUUUUUCAAGGAAAAAAUUGAAAAAAAAGUUUUUUCGACAAUUUUUCGGAUUUUUCGGCCAAAAAAUUUUUUUUGAAUAUCUCAGCGACAAUCUCAAAUUUGGAUCCAAAAAUUUGUGGGGUGAAUUUAUGGUAUAUACUGAUAUUUCAUGCCGAAUUUGAUGGAAAUCUAACAUAUACUUUUUGAAAAAAAAUCAAUUAAAAUUUAGGUCCUAAAAAUUGAUUUUUCCCUUCAAAAAUGAUGAUUUUUCCCGAUUUUUUGCUUUUUUCGGAUAUUUAAAGACAUUAAAAUUAAUUUCUUUUCUCUUUCAGCUAGCCUCUGACGUUGCUUUCAUCGUUCCCAUCGUGUGGGAGGCCAAGAUUCGGGCGUUGCACGGCUCUCCGGUCUACCUCUUCCAAUUCGACCACGUCAACUCAGAACUCAAGAAAGAGCUCCCCUUCCGCGCCGUCUCCCACGCCGCCGAAUACCCCUACCUCUUCGGCAACCAUCUCUUCGGCAGUUUCGAGUUCAACAAGCAGGACCGCAAGACCCAACGACGUCUGGUCGACACGUUCGCCAAUUUCGUGAAAAACGCCAGCCCCAACACCCCACAAAUGCAGUGGAGCAAGGUGGAGCCGGGUAAGCCGAUCAAGAUCGGCGUCAUCAAGUCCGUCCCGCAGAUUUCGGUGAGAAAUGACGCGCUGAGACGGGUCAACUUCUGGACCGACUUGGACAAGGACUUCGAAAUGGACAUUGUGAGGGGAGUCAAGAAGGAGCGAAGACUGCCAAAGAGCAAUCAAGUCGAAGUUAGACGGGUUCGCAAGACCAAGGCGAAAGCCCAGGCUUAA
Molecule: messenger RNA, 4663 nt
Organism: Bursaphelenchus xylophilus (pine wood nematode)
Lineage: Eukaryota; Metazoa; Nematoda; Chromadorea; Rhabditida; Aphelenchoididae
Source: the annotation of a GenBank genome assembly